This is a messenger RNA of Pteronotus mesoamericanus, 323 nucleotides long. RefSeq names its product 40S ribosomal protein S27-like. The coding region runs from base 1 to 258 and encodes 85 amino acids. The record is from RefSeq and is a predicted model, not a curated record. Gene Ontology annotation, cellular component: ribosome; cytosolic small ribosomal subunit. The transcript is spliced from 2 exons. NCBI's taxonomy places the organism in Eukaryota, Metazoa, Chordata, Mammalia, Chiroptera, Mormoopidae. Gene Ontology annotation, biological process: translation; ribosomal small subunit assembly. Gene Ontology annotation, molecular function: structural constituent of ribosome; RNA binding.
AUGUAUAUACCUCUCGCUAAGUAUCUCCUUCAUCGCUCGCCAGAAGAGAAGAGGAAACACAAGAAGCAUCGCCUGGUGCAGAGCCCCAGUUCCUACUUUACGGAUGUGAAAUGCCCAGGAUGCUGUAAAAUCCCCACUGUCUUUAGCCAUGCACAAACAGUAGUUUUGUGUGCUGGCUGUUCCACUGUCUUUUGUCAAUCGAUAGGAGGAAAAGCAAGGCUCACAGAAGGAUGCUCUUUCAGAAGGAAGCAGCACUAAAAGCACCCUGAAUCAAGAUGAGUGGGGAACAAUCCCAACAAACACAUUUUGAAUUACAAAAAAAA